Messenger RNA from Helobdella robusta, 1584 nucleotides. RefSeq lists its product as hypothetical. The coding region runs from base 1 to 1584 and encodes 527 amino acids. The record is from RefSeq and is a predicted model, not a curated record. NCBI's taxonomy places the organism in Eukaryota, Metazoa, Annelida, Clitellata, Rhynchobdellida, Glossiphoniidae. The transcript has 11 exons.
AUGCUUCUCUGCCAACUCACUAUCAUUCUUUAUAAUAAGGUGCCGUGUAAAAGCGGAGAUCUCUAUCAGCAUGUGAAAGAGUUUUUGACUAUGAAAUCUGGCUACUUCUCUCAAAGGAAGAUAUAUAUGUUCAUUGAUGCUUUCAACCAGUUGGACAAAUUGGAUCUGGAGAACACGGAAUUGAACCCGGUGUCUUCGUGGUUGCCGUCUAUCCUGCCGCCACACAUCAAGUGCAUCAUCUCGAUGACACCUGGUUCAACUCUCUUUCAAAACUUGGAGAGAAGCAACAACUUUAUAGUUGAGAGGAUUCCUGAGUUGACAUUUUCUCAGAGAGGGGAAAUAGUUGAAGUCUACUUAUCGAGAUAUAGAAAGACGUUGGAAAGAAGACAGGAAAGAAUUUUUGUGGAGAAAUGCAGUCUCCCUCUGUGGAUCAUAGUGGCAUGCGACGAGUUGAGACUGUUCGGUGAGUUCAAGUUACUAACCGAGUACAUUGAAAAGUUGCCUAAUAAGUUGGACGAGUUAGUGCUGUUGGUGUGUUGUUCUGACUACGAAAUAAUGUACAAAGACGGCAAGCCGUUGAAACCGCGCCUGAUAGCGUGGAAGUGGUGUACAGUGUUCAGACACCUGAGAACAUUCAUCAGACCUUACGGAAACCUCGGAGAGGGGAGGCUUAAUUUCUACCAUCAAUCCAUGAGUGACGUGGAAUACCCCUACCAUUUAAUGAUGCAGGAUGACAGAGUGAAUAUGAAAUCAUUUUUACUAGACUGGGAGGUCUUCGAUCGUUUGUACAACAGCGUCUUCAGCAAAGAACUUAUCGACCUCUGGCGCUUUAUAGAUCAACCAAACGGGCCUAAAAACACAAGCUUACAACCUAACCAAGGAAUGUCUAGACAGAUACCAACAUGUUCGAGAUCCGACUGUGGAAGACAACAAACAAAUUAUGUUUCUGUCAGGACUAAUAGAAAUCUUGACAAGGCCAUUGAGUUAAGGAGAGAAGCUAUCAAAAGAAAUGGCAUGUUGCCAGGCGUAGAGCGAGAGACGGUAGAUAUACAGAAAAACUUAGCCCUACAGUACAACCAACUGGCAUUCUUGAUUGGCGAAAAAGUUAAAGGAAUGUCCAACUUAUUCUUCCAGGGCAAGAAGAGUGAACUAAGGUCUGAGGGCUUGAAGGCUUGUAGGGAAUCUAAGGCCAUCUACGAUAAGAUUAGGGCCUAUUCGUUCAUGCUGGAUACAUAUAUAUCUGAAGCCAAUUUGCAAAGCUCCCAAACUGAAGCACAUAAAAUAUACGCAAAGUUGAUAAGGGACUGCAUUUCGAUACACGGUGCUGAACACAACCUCGUGGUGAGGGCCUCCUACAACGAUGCCAACAUAUACGAAAAAGAGAAAAAUUUUCUUGACGCUUACAGAGGUUACAAAGUUUCUUAUCUGCUAGGGAAGAAGCUGUUGGGACCGAAACAUACUUCCACUUUGCAGUACAAAGAUAUCCUUCUGGAGCCGAAGUACCAAGCGAUAAUGAAGGAGAAGAAGGAAGAUGUUGAGAAUAUGAUUUGGGGAGAUGAUUGCUUGGAGUUACUUAAGAUCUAA